Molecule: messenger RNA, 5682 nt
Organism: Tachyglossus aculeatus (Australian echidna)
Lineage: Eukaryota; Metazoa; Chordata; Mammalia; Monotremata; Tachyglossidae
Gene: GRIA2
Product: glutamate ionotropic receptor AMPA type subunit 2
Exons: 16
Coding region: 360-3011 (883 amino acids)
Biological process (GO): monoatomic ion transport; synaptic transmission, glutamatergic; modulation of chemical synaptic transmission
Cellular component (GO): plasma membrane; postsynaptic membrane; dendritic spine
Molecular function (GO): AMPA glutamate receptor activity; transmitter-gated monoatomic ion channel activity involved in regulation of postsynaptic membrane potential
Source: RefSeq, a predicted model, not a curated record
CUAGAGAGAGGGGAGAAGAGACAGCGAAAGGGAAGGCAAGCGGGUGUGAGUGCAUGGGAUUGUGCCGGAUGGAAUGAGCCCUGGGACCACAGCAGCACCGUUGACAACUGCAUUCGACCAUUCCCCCCCACCCCCUUUUUUUUUCUCCCCCCACUUCUGGAGACGGGACAACGAUCAGACCAGCAGCAGUCAACGGCCAGAGCUACCCCAAGGUUUCUUCCGCCUCCACUUUGACGUUUUUAGGGGCUUGGUGCUACAUCGCUCCCAAUAUGCAGAGGAUCUAAUUUGCUGACGCGAGACGAGCAGAGAAAAGGGAGAAGGAAGAGGGAUAUUUUGCGGAUGCUCUACUUUUCCUGGAAAUGCAAAAGAUUAUGCAGAUUUCUGUCUUCCUUUUUCCUGUUUUUUGGGGACUGAUUUUUGGAGUUUCUUCUAACAGCAUACAGAUAGGGGGUUUGUUUCCAAGGGGUGCCGAUCAGGAAUACAGUGCAUUUCGGGUAGGGAUGGUUCAGUUUUCCACUUCGGAGUUCAGGCUGACGCCCCACAUCGACAAUCUGGAGGUAGCCAACAGCUUCGCCGUCACCAAUGCUUUUUGCUCUCAGUUUUCAAGAGGAGUCUAUGCCAUUUUUGGAUUUUAUGACAAGAAAUCCGUUAAUACUAUCACAUCAUUUUGUGGAACUCUUCAUGUCUCCUUCAUCACCCCCAGCUUCCCAACAGAUGGAACCCACCCAUUUGUCAUUCAGAUGAGACCUGACCUCAAAGGAGCACUUCUUAGCUUGAUUGAAUACUAUCAGUGGGACAAGUUUGCAUACCUCUAUGACAGCGACAGAGGCUUAUCAACCCUGCAAGCUGUGCUGGAUUCUGCCGCUGAAAAGAAAUGGCUAGUGACUGCUAUAAAUGUAGGGAACAUAAACAACGACAGGAAAGAUGAAACCUACCGUUCACUUUUUCAAGAUCUGGAAAUAAAAAAGGAGAGGAGAGUAAUUCUGGACUGUGAACGGGAUAAAGUCAACGACAUUGUAGACCAGGUUAUUACCAUUGGAAAGCAUGUUAAAGGAUACCAUUACAUCAUCGCUAAUCUGGGAUUUACUGAUGGAGACUUAUCAAAAAUCCAGUUUGGAGGAGCUAAUGUCUCAGGAUUUCAGAUAGUAGACUAUGAAGAUUCUCUGGUGUCCAAAUUUGUACAGCGAUGGUCAACGUUGGAGGAAAAAGAAUACCCUGGUGCACACACCAGUACAAUUAAGUAUACGUCCGCUCUGACCUACGACGCCGUUCAGGUGAUGACGGAAGCUUUCCGAAAUCUGCGCAAGCAGAGGAUUGAAAUCUCCCGCCGGGGCAAUGCUGGAGACUGCCUUGCAAAUCCAGCGGUGCCCUGGGGUCAAGGAGUAGAAAUAGAAAGGGCACUAAAGCAGGUUCAGGUGGAAGGAUUAACAGGAAAUAUAAAGUUUGACCAGAAUGGAAAGAGAAUUAACUACACAAUUAACAUCAUGGAGCUCAAAACAAAUGGACCACGGAAGAUUGGAUAUUGGAGUGAAGUGGAUAAAAUGGUUGUGACCCUCACAGAAAUCCCUUCUGGGAAUGACACCUCAGGGCUCGAGAACAAGACUGUUGUUGUCACCACGAUAUUGGAAUCUCCGUAUGUGAUGAUGAAGAAAAAUCAUGAAAUGCUUGAAGGCAAUGAACGUUACGAAGGCUACUGUGUGGAUUUAGCUGCAGAAAUUGCUAAACACUGUGGGUUCAAGUACAAGCUGACGAUUGUCGGGGAUGGCAAGUAUGGGGCCAGGGAUGCAGAAACAAAAAUUUGGAACGGGAUGGUUGGAGAACUCGUUUAUGGGAAAGCCGAUAUUGCGAUUGCUCCAUUAACUAUUACACUGGUGAGAGAAGAGGUGAUUGAUUUCUCAAAGCCAUUUAUGAGCCUCGGGAUCUCUAUCAUGAUCAAGAAGCCUCAGAAGUCCAAACCAGGAGUGUUUUCCUUUCUUGAUCCCUUAGCCUAUGAAAUCUGGAUGUGCAUUGUUUUUGCCUACAUCGGGGUCAGUGUAGUUUUAUUCCUGGUCAGCAGAUUUAGUCCAUAUGAGUGGCACACAGAGGAGUUUGAAGAUGGAAGAGAAACGCAAAGUAACGAAUCAACUAAUGAAUUUGGGAUAUUUAAUAGUCUCUGGUUUUCCUUGGGUGCCUUUAUGCAGCAAGGAUGCGAUAUUUCGCCAAGAUCCCUGUCUGGGCGCAUUGUUGGAGGUGUAUGGUGGUUCUUUACCCUGAUUAUAAUCUCAUCCUACACGGCUAACUUAGCUGCCUUCCUGACGGUAGAGAGGAUGGUGUCUCCUAUUGAAAGUGCUGAGGACCUUUCUAAGCAAACAGAAAUUGCUUAUGGGACAUUAGACUCUGGCUCCACAAAAGAGUUCUUUAGGAGAUCUAAAAUCGCAGUAUUUGAUAAAAUGUGGACUUACAUGAAAAGCGCAGAGCCCUCUGUGUUUGUGAGGACGACCGCUGAAGGAGUAGCUCGGGUACGGAAGUCAAAAGGAAAAUAUGCCUACUUGCUGGAGUCCACCAUGAACGAGUACAUCGAACAAAGGAAACCCUGUGACACCAUGAAAGUUGGUGGGAACUUGGAUUCCAAGGGCUACGGCAUCGCGACACCUAAAGGAUCCUCAUUAAGAAAUGCGGUUAACCUCGCAGUACUAAAACUGAAUGAACAAGGCCUGUUGGACAAAUUGAAAAACAAAUGGUGGUACGACAAAGGAGAGUGCGGCAGCGGGGGAGGUGAUUCCAAGGAAAAGACCAGUGCACUCAGCCUGAGCAACGUGGCCGGAGUGUUCUACAUUCUCGUCGGAGGACUUGGUUUGGCCAUGCUGGUGGCUUUGAUUGAAUUCUGUUACAAGUCAAGAGCCGAGGCGAAGCGAAUGAAGGUGGCAAAGAAUGCACAGAAUAUUAACCCAACUUCCUCGCAGAAUUCCCAGAAUUUUGCAACUUAUAAGGAAGGUUACAACGUGUAUGGAAUCGAAAGUGUUAAAAUUUAGGGGAUGACCUUGAGUGAUGCCAUGAGGAACAAGGCGAGGCUGUCAAUUACAGGAAGUACUGGAGAAAAUGGACGCGUUAUGACUCCAGAAUUUCCCAAAGCAGUGCAUGCUGUACCUUACGUGAGUCCUGGCAUGGGGAUGAAUGUCAGUGUGACUGAUCUCUCGUGAUUGAUAAGACCCUUUUGAGUGCCUUACACAAUGGUUUUCUUGUGCGUUUAUUGUCAAAGUGGUGAGAGGCAUCCAGUAUCUUGAAGACUUUUGUUUCAGCCAAGAAUUCUUAUAUUUGUGGAGUUCAUCUUGAAUUGCAAUGAAUGCUUAUAAAAACACAUCAUUUUCUACACACUUUCAAGAUGAAGCUUGACUGACAUGCACAGCUAACAUGGAAGUACUGUAAUCUGACUGAAGUCGUUGAACAGGCAACAACUAGUUUGUGCAAGCCACUGUUGUUAGUCCCUUGAUUCAUAAUGACUUAAGCACACUUGACAUCAACUGCAUCAAGAUGUGACAUGUUUUAUAGGAAAAAACAACCCUUUAAAACUAAAAAAAAAAUAUUUUUAAGUAUUUUCACAAACUGGCUUUUAAAUAAAUUUGCUUCCAUAAUGGUUGGAAAUGACAAACAAUUUAAACUGUGGGGAAGUGAUCAGAGAGGCUUAAAGCAUCUGUUCCAUAUUUUUCAAAGCCAAAUAUGUAAAUGCUAAGAGGAGGAAAAAAAAUAUAAGGUUCAAAUCUUGUAAUUUAAUAUGGUUAUUAAAACUUUACUGUAUAUCCUAUUCUUUAACAUUUGGUGUUAAUAUCAAAUUACUUGGCAAUGCUUGACAUUUGAAAUAAAAUUUUUUCUAUGGUUUUAUUUGCAAGUGGUCCAAUUAAUUUUGCUAGCUACAGUUUGGUCAUAAAUCUCAAAAUGUUAAAAGGAUAUUACUUAGAUUGUGAGGCCCUCAGACCGAUCUAGACGGAUCAAUUUGCAAAGCCCCAGGAAGUCUUCAUGUAUAAAUUUUCCCAAGUGAAUAUGUUAAUACUGUUCAUGACUACAGUGUAUACUGCAAAUGAAAAGGUGGACUAACAGAGAAGUACUUAUGGGACACUAUAAGUAACCUAACACCAUACAGAAUGGAAUGCAUUCUAUUCCAUAAAUAAUGCUAAGAUUACAGAAAUCAGGUAUAAAACACCCUUCCAGUAUCUUCUUAGACCCAAACUUGUAACUGUGAAAAUUCCUAAAUUAGACCUGUUUUUAUUUUUAGAAUCUGAAGGCAUCCACGUAGAUUUCCAACUAUGACUAUUUUCAUGUUUUCUUCCCUUUUGAUUCUACAAAUUAGAUCACCCCUAAUUGGUUGUGAUCAAAUUUAUUUUUUCACAUGCGAAAGAAUAAAACCAACCCAUAUAGGUUCUUAGAUGGCCACUUUGGAGACGACACCAUAGUUUCAUUAAUUUUAUGGGAGUCGUAUUCUCUGGGUGGCAUAUUCAAACAUUAGUGGCAGAGAACGUGUCUCACCAACUCUGUUAUUGUACUCUCCAAGCGCUUUGUACAGUGCUCUGCACACAGUAAGCGCUCAAUUGAUAUGAUUGAUUCAAAAGGAUAUCUUUCCUUACAUUUCCUGUUUCUCGUUGAAAUAAUGGUCAAAACUUAAGUUUUAAUUGCUGUACUAUUCUUUGCUUGGCUUUCAGCAAUUUUUAACACUGCUAUUAUUCUUGUUGCUAUUAGUCAUUAAUAGAGCACUUGAUAUUUUGUACAGUGCUUUUAUACUGAUCAGCUAUUCCACAAAAGAAAAGAGGAGAUACAUUUUGGAUUGAUCCAAACUAGCCUUUUGCAUUCCAAGUGGUAAUAUAGAAUAACCCAUUCCUUUUGCUCAAAUUAGGUAUCUCUCAAUAGCAUAUUCCAGGGUAAUCUAAUUCAGUUCUUCACCUGACUCCUCACCAGAAAUGUUGAAGAUGCAUUCUGAAUUUUAAUGAUAGAUGCUAGAAUGACCAAAUUGCAGACUAAUUGUGUCCAUAUGGUACUAAAAACAAUUUUUAAAGACUAAAAAAGAUUACUGUAUACAAUGAAAAACUAUUUACUGUACCUCUGGGCCUACUCUUCUGAAAAACUGUAGCUUACAAAUCUUUCUUUGUCAAGCCUGAACUAAUGUAUAUAAUUGAAAUAAUGUAAAGUUAUAUUUUCAUGUUUUUAUAGUUACGACAUGACAAAAAUACAUACUGUAAGACUUUCAAUUACGGAUAAUGCUGAUUGGAUAAUGCACAUCUCAGUUACGAACAGUAAUCGUAGUUUAAUAUUCAUGUAACGGUGCAUCAAUAUAUUGCUAUAUAAAUGUCUUUGUGCAUUUAAGUGAAAAGUAGUCCAGAGUGAUGACAGCUGUCUAAAGGUUUUUUUAAUUCAUUUUAUAUAGAAAAUGUUACGGAAAGACCAAAAUGUUUAUGAAAUAUUCUUAUGUAAAUUUCCAACUGUCCUUUCUGAUAGCUUUUUGUUUACAGUACAAUAUCUUAUUUCUGCUGUGUUAAAUGGGUGUCGAUUCCAAGCAGGACAAACACUUUCAAUAAUUUCUUCUGAAGAUGAUGCGGAUCCAGGUUUCCAUGUGUAUCUUCUCUAGGACACAAAAUGCUUUGGGUUUUAAUUUAAAAUCUAACAUGUGAUGGCUUUUCUGGAGUGUUGUACAAAUUAAUCAUACAUAAAAACAUA